This is a messenger RNA of Conger conger (European conger), 969 nucleotides long. It is a transcript of the gene barhl1a, whose product is annotated as BarH-like homeobox 1a. Lineage: Eukaryota; Metazoa; Chordata; Actinopteri; Anguilliformes; Congridae. Gene Ontology annotation, biological process: regulation of transcription by RNA polymerase II. Gene Ontology annotation, molecular function: DNA-binding transcription factor activity, RNA polymerase II-specific; RNA polymerase II transcription regulatory region sequence-specific DNA binding. The coding region runs from base 1 to 969 and encodes 322 amino acids. The record is from RefSeq and is a predicted model, not a curated record. The transcript is spliced from 3 exons. Gene Ontology annotation, cellular component: nucleus.
AUGGAGGCGUCCACAAACGGCUCCAGUUUUGGGAUUGACUCUUUGCUGUCUCACAGACCUGGAAGUCCGAUUAUUUCGAAAGGGGACAGUUUGCUGGGCGAAUGCAGGUCUCCACUGGAGUUAAGCCCCAGUUCUGACCUGGAGAGUGGCUGCUCCACUCCUCCAUCACCGCGGCGGGAGUGCGGCGAAGAGUUAGUGCAGAGACAAGGUCACGCUCUUGGACUCGAGUCCCACCUACAACAUGGACAGAUUUCCGCAGGUUCCCAGCCGCGCACGGUCACUUCGUCUUUCCUCAUCAGGGACAUUUUAGCGGACUGCAAGCCUCUUGCCGCCUGCGCCCCAUAUUCCAACAAUGGGCAGCCCACACAAGAGGCAGGGCGGCUCGUGUCCAAAAUUGACGACUUCAUAGACAAAAUCCACAGCAACUCGUCCUCGGACAGCGAAUAUAAAGUGAAAGAGGAGGGUGACAGGGAAAUAUCGAGCAGCAGAGACAGCCCGCCGGUUAGGCUCAAGAAGCCCAGGAAAGCACGGACUGCCUUCACCGAUCACCAGUUGGCCCAGCUUGAGCGAAGCUUCGAGCGGCAGAAGUAUCUGAGCGUUCAGGACAGGAUGGAGCUGGCCGCGUCGCUCAACCUCACAGAUACCCAGGUCAAAACGUGGUACCAGAACAGAAGGACGAAGUGGAAGAGGCAGACUGCGGUUGGACUCGAACUGUUGGCAGAGGCCGGGAAUUAUUCUGCCCUCCAGAGAAUGUUUCCCUCUCCCUACUUCUACCCACAAAGUUUAGUGUCGAACCUAGACCCUGGGGCAGCCUUGUAUUUGUACAGGGGACCCUCCGCUCCUCCACCGCCUCUACAGCGGCCUCUUGUUCCAAGGAUUCUUCUACACGGUCUGCAGGGAGGCAACGAGCCGCCCCCACCUCUCCACUCCCUCUCCGGAGUGCUCCCGCGAGCUACGCAACAACGGUGA